GUUACUAUAAAGUACAUGGCGGACGCAACGUCAACAACACUACAACCGAGGAACAGAACGAAAACAGCUCAACAGGAUCAAUAUUCGUUUGAUCCGACACCCUUGGCCAUGCUGGCAGCACAGUGUAACAAACUUAGCAACAAGAACUCACCGCCAUUGGUUGAACACUCCAUCGCAAAGAGCUUUCAUCCUUGGAAGAAGACAAAUCUUAGUCAUGGAUUAACUUUCAGUGCAGGAAGCUACGGAAGUGGAUUUGGUAGCAGUUUUAACAGCAGCCCCUUAAGUGGUAGCUGUUUUACUGGAAUUGGUGAAGGAAUUGGAAAUGGAGGAACUGAAAUAAUUAGCAUAGGCGAUAGUAGUGUGAGUAGCAGUAGCGGCAGUAGUAGUGGUGAAGGAAGUGGUAUUAUUAGUGGAUGUACAAGUAUUAGUUCAAUGAAUGGAACAAGCACCCCACUCCCUUUUCAGGUUUUGAACCCCUUGGGGACAUUAAAUCAUCAACAUGGGUACAAUGGUACCGGACUGCCGGCUACUGCAAUGUCUACUGGGUUCAGUAGAGGUCCAUCUGUUACUGGUGGAGCAAGUAAUUAUGGGAAUGGGGAAAUAUUUUGUCGCAGUACAACACCAACUUCAUCUUCAAAUCUUGCACAUGCACAAACUGACUGUGGUGGUAACGGUGCUAUUAUUGGUGAUACAGCUACUUGCCUUGGUACAGGAGGUUUACAAAAAUUACACACUACCGCCGCUAUUAUGGACGUAUGUACAGGUGUUACAUCACCUACGAACAGUACUAGUAACAUAUAUACACAUCACCCACGUGUCGGGGCAUCGGUUGCACCUAGUCCUUAUGAUUCACCGACAACGUGGCAUUUCAAUAUGACAGGCGGUGGCCAUCAUCACACACAUCAUAUCAAGGCUGAGAUUCCUUCUAGUGUUAACCCUGUGGUAUCGCCACCCUGGUGGGAACUUCACUCUGUUGCAGCCAAUAGCUGGCUAUCAGAAGUGUCGAACGUUGCAGCCGCUAACAGUAACCAACUCCACUCUCAGUUAUCAGCUGGUUAUAUGGGAGGCGCUGGUGCAAAUAAUAUUAAUAGUGUUGCUAACUGUGGUGGUGGAGGUGUCGGGGUUGGUGUAGGUGUCGGAGGUGGAGGCUUUGGUGUGGAGAAUUUUACUUUGGGUCACCAUCCUCUGACCGCAUCAAACCCGAGUCCUUUCUUUGCUGCAUCUCCUACAGGACAGCAUCAUUUUCAUUUACCUGAACAUUCUUGCAAGACAAUGCUACCGACACAUGCGCAAAAUACAGAGCUUAGUCACUUGAAUGUUAAUCAGCAGGUUGCAGUCAAUACAUUUUUUAAUAGGCCGCCUAGCUUCGGAGCGCCAGGAUCUUCUUUGAGUAGCCAGAGAACUGGUUCAACGACUGCAUCUACUGGAUCUCAACGCCGAUACGCUAGUCGAUCCACUUGUGAGUGUCCGAACUGUCAAGAAGCUGAACGUCUUGGACCGGCAGCUGCUCAGCUACGUAAAAAGAACAUACACAGUUGCCACGUUCCCGGAUGUGGUAAGGUUUAUAACAAAACGUCACAUUUAAAGGCUCAUUUGCGUUGGCACACGGGUGAGCGACCUUUUGUAUGUAACUGGCUGUUCUGUGGCAAGCGGUUUACGCGCUCUGACGAACUUCAACGACAUCUGCGUACACACACAGGUGAGAAGCGAUUUGCGUGUACAGUUUGCAACAAACGGUUCAUGCGAAGCGACCAUUUAAGUAAACACCUCAAGACCCACAACUGUCCAAGUGGUAGUAACGGUUCCACGGGAAAUAGCGGCAGUGUUGGGUCUGGUACCGGUACUGGUGCUAGCGCUGUUGGUGGUGCUGGUAGUGGAACGAAUGGUGCAAAUUCCGGAAACGGAUUAUCGAGCGGUGGUACGGGAAGCGGAAGAGGAAGAGGGGGAGUGAAUGGAAGAACGACUGCAGGUGGAGGUACAGGUGUAAUAAAUACUGUCAGCAAUGGUACAAGAAAUGGUAAAAGAACUAUAGCUGGCAGCAGCUGCAGCGAUUCGGAAAAUAGUCAAGAGGAUGCAACAAGCUUAAGUUCACCGCCAUCAACACCGGUCACACCAGUAACACUUACACCGGUUCCUAUUUUACAUCAUCAGCACCAUCAGACACAUCAGCAAACACAACAGCAGCAGCAACAACAAUCGCAGCAGCUUCGACAACAGCGGCACCCACUCCAUCAUACCCAACAACAACAACAACAACAGCAACAGCAGCAGCACCAGCCACAGCAACAACAUUUACACCACCAUCAUACUCAGCAAACAGUUCAAAGACAUAUUCUACCACAUCAUUUAGUUAUUGGUAAAAAAGAACCACAAGUGAUUUCUUAAUUUUAGUUUUGAAAAAGUGAAUUCUAUUUAUUUCUGUAUUUCAUAGUUUAUUUUUCCUGUAAAUGAAAAAUGUGGUGAUGAAAAAAAGAAAAACAAAAAAAAAAACUUUAAAAAAAAGACAAAGAAAUAUUAUAAUGGCCUUUCCAAAAUCAGAUUUUAUUGUGUAAUGACAUUGAUAAUAUAUACAUAUAUACAUAGUAUAUGCAAUUGUUGUUUCUAUUUCUUUUCUUUUCACACAGAUAUACAAACAUACAUAUAUAU
Messenger RNA from Octopus sinensis (East Asian common octopus), 2646 nucleotides. RefSeq names its product transcription factor Sp8-like. The record is from RefSeq and is a predicted model, not a curated record. The transcript has 2 exons. The coding region runs from base 16 to 2385 and encodes 789 amino acids. Gene Ontology annotation, biological process: regulation of transcription by RNA polymerase II. NCBI's taxonomy places the organism in Eukaryota, Metazoa, Mollusca, Cephalopoda, Octopoda, Octopodidae. Gene Ontology annotation, molecular function: RNA polymerase II cis-regulatory region sequence-specific DNA binding; DNA-binding transcription factor activity, RNA polymerase II-specific.